Messenger RNA from Fukomys damarensis (Damara mole-rat), 3414 nucleotides. RefSeq names its product baculoviral IAP repeat containing 3 (gene Birc3). The coding region runs from base 1073 to 3007 and encodes 644 amino acids. Gene Ontology annotation, biological process: regulation of apoptotic process; regulation of cell cycle. The record is from RefSeq and is a predicted model, not a curated record. The transcript is spliced from 9 exons. NCBI's taxonomy places the organism in Eukaryota, Metazoa, Chordata, Mammalia, Rodentia, Bathyergidae. Gene Ontology annotation, cellular component: cytoplasm; nucleus; spindle microtubule.
AGAUAUACUUAUAAUAAUUUUGAUUUUUUAAUUUGAUUUAUGAAAGUAAAGAAGUGAUUAUCUUGGAGGGAAUUAUUGAAGAGCUCUUUUCCUAGUUGGCUGGGCAGUCUCCCACAGACUUCUUUGUAGAGCUGAAAAAAGUACGUGCAUUUGGUAGAGAUUUAAAAAUGAAUGACAGUGUUCCAGAACAAAGAGAGAAUCAUCCUUCUGCAAUAUUAGAAAAAUAUUCAGAUGAAGCCUUUGACAUAUUACAGGACUUCUGCAAUUACAGAGAAUGUCAAGACCAAAAGUUUUUGAUAGAUACCACAGAUUUAGAAAAAGUAAAAAAGGUAAACAGGAUUAGUGAAGAAAUUAUCUACUGUAUAAAAGGGCAUUGAUACUUUAAAAGUUUGAAAUUAAUUUGUUCAAAUAGGCUGUUGUCUCUGGGGUUGAUGAGCCUGAGAGUGGAUGUUUCCAUGGGAAAUGAACAAAUUAUUCAGAAAGAAAACUGAUAUUAAGAAAAAUUUUGUAACAAUGUAAAAGUUUUGGUUUUCAUUAAAGGGUGUAAUAAAGUUAGGCACAAUAACUUAUUGUGGGGGAAGUAAUCAGUGGUAACAAGGUGUGAUGUUUCUCCUGGAAACCAAAUGUUGAAAUCUGCACUGCAGUUGCAAAUCACUGGUAGGAAAAGCACAAUGACUUUUUAUCUAUCGGUCAUUGCUAGAACAAUGGUAGAACAUAGCUUUCCUUCACGAAGAGAAGCUGGCUUUGUGAGUCAGACACCUUAGAUGCAGGUCAGUGACUGCUAUGGAGAUGCAUCCUCGAGCCCUGGAGAAGCUGACCUACCCUUGAAGCUACCCAACGCAAGAUGGCGUACUGAUGACCUAACAGGAUUUUGGUUUUCAGCACAGGUUAUUAUGUAUCAUCAAAUGUACAUUGUAAAUAUAAAGAUUAUGUAUGCAAAGGUACAGUUGUCCCUUAAAAUAUAACUAUAGGAUUUACAAUCUCACGAGGCUGAAACACUAAAUGCACAGAAGAAAUUAAAAGAAUUAUCAUUUUUGAUGUUCUACUAAAUAAACUGAUUAAAUCAAAAGCCAUGCACAAAACUACCUCCCCAGAGAAAGACUGGUCCCUUUUCCUCCCCAUCCACUUUAUUAUGAAUAUAGUAGAAAAUAGCCCCUUCUUAUCAAACUUGAUGAAAAGUGCCAACACGUUUGAGUUGAAGUAUGACUUUUCAUGUGAACUCUACAGAAUGUCCACAUAUUCAACUUUCCCCGCUGGUGUUCCUGUCUCAGAAAGGAGUCUUGCUCGUGCUGGUUUCUAUUACACUGAUGUGAAAGACAAGGUCAAAUGCUUCUGUUGUGGCCUGAUGCUGGAUAACUGGAAACAAGGAGACAAUCCUAUUGAAAAGCAUAAAAAGUUAUAUCCCAGCUGCAUCUUUGUUCAGAAGCUAACUUCAGUUAACAGUUUGGAAGCUACCUCCCAGCCUUUCUUUUCUUCUUCAGUAACAAAUUUCACACGUUCAUCGCUUCCAAGUUUGGAAAAUAGUGGCUAUUUCAGUGGCUCUUAUUCAAGCUUUCCAUCAAGUCCUGUAAACUUCAGAGCAAAUCAAGAUUUUUCUGCCUUGAGGACAAGUCCUUACAACUGUGCAAUGAGUAAUGAAAAAGCCAGAUUACUAACUUAUCAGAUGUGGCCAUUGACUUUUCUGUUACCAACAGAUCUGGCCAAAGCAGGCUUUUACUACAUAGGACCUGGGGACAGAGUAGCUUGCUUUGCAUGUGGUGGAAAACUGAGCAAUUGGGAACCUAAAGAUGAUGCGAUGUCAGAACACCAGAGACAUUUUCCCAACUGCCCUUUUGUAGAAAACCAGCUUCAAAAUACUUCCAGAUACACUGUUUCUAAUUUAAGUAUGCAGACCCAGGCAGCCCGCUUGAAAACCUUCUUUAACUGGCCUUCAAGGGUUCUAGUUCAUCCUGAACAGCUUGCAAGUGCAGGUUUUUAUUAUGUGGGUCAUAGCGAUGAUGUCAAGUGCUUUUGCUGUGAUGGUGGACUGAGGUGUUGGGAAUUCGGAGAUGAUCCGUGGGUAGAACAUGCCAAGUGGUUUCCAAGGUGUGAGUAUUUGAUAAGAAUUAAAGGACAAGAAUUCAUCAGUCAAGUUCAAGCCAGUUACCCUCAUCUGCUUGAACAGCUAUUGUCCACAUCAGACACCCCAGAAGAUGAAUAUGCAGAGUCGUCAAUCGUUCAUUUUGGACCUGGAGAGAACCAGUCAGAAGAUGCAGUCAUGAUGAACACACCUGUGGUCAAAGCUGCUUUGGAAAUGGGCUUUAGUAGACGCCUGGUAAAACAGACAGUUCAGAGUAAAAUCCUAAGCACUGGAGACAAUUAUAACACCAUCAGCAAUCUCGUGUUAGAUUUACUUAAUGCAGAGGAUGAAAUAAGGGAAGAGGCAAAAGAAAGAGCGAAUGAGGGAAAAGAAUCAGAAGAUCUAUCAUUAAUCCGGAAGAAUAGAAUGAUACUUUUUCAACAUUUGACUUGUGUAAUUCCAAUCUUGAACAGUCUGCUAAUUGCGAGAGUGAUUAAUGAACAAGAACAUGAUGUUAUCAAACAGAAAACACAGACAUCUUUACAAGCAAGAGAACUCAUUGAUACUAUUUUAGCAAAAGGAAAUAUUGCUGCCACCAUAUUCAAAAACUCUUUACAAGAUAUGGACCCAAAGUUAUACAAGCAUUUAUUUGUGCAACAAGACAUAAAAUAUCUUCUCACAGAAGAUAUAUCAGAUCUACCAAUGGAAGAACAGUUGAGGAGACUACAAGAAGAAAGAACAUGUAAAGAAAAUGAUGAGCAAGAGAAAGGUCAGGAGAAGUUCAAGAACUGCUACAGAGCCCUUCAUUUUGGCUAUUGUUUGCUGAGUCCCAAAAGCUACAAUGUUCUUUUAUUUACUCUUUAUUUGGCAAAUUCCUUCAUACUCCUCAGCCCGUUAAUUUUUCAGAGUGCUUCUGUGACUCUUCUCUUUGAAGUUAUAUCCCUCUAAUUGUCCUGUAAUGAACACUUUUUUCAUGGCAUUUAUCACAAUUUAUAUUUACACAUUUGUUUGUUUAGUGCCAUAUUCUGUUGUCAAAUAGAAUUUCCACUAGCAUGAGAACCACAUUUUGUUUAUUCCCAUGUAUCUAGCACCUAGCACAGGGACUGACAGAAGAGGCUCUUAUUGAGUAAAUAAAUGAGUAGCUUCCUGUGCGUGGAGGUGAGCUGUGAGGUGGGAUUUCUUCCUCCUCCAACACCAUUGCUGAUAAAAUACUAAGGCAUAAUCAUUGAAAAAGUGAGAUUCAUGGCCCAAAUUCUGUGCUCCUUUAGCUAUUAAAAUGCACCUUUAGGCCGGUUAUGGUGGCGCAUGCCUGUAAUCCCAGCACUCUGGAGGCUGAGGCAGGAGGAUCACUGUGA